This is a messenger RNA of Acipenser ruthenus (sterlet), 2395 nucleotides long. RefSeq names its product transmembrane protein 109-like. Lineage: Eukaryota; Metazoa; Chordata; Actinopteri; Acipenseriformes; Acipenseridae. The record is from RefSeq and is a predicted model, not a curated record. The coding region runs from base 101 to 841 and encodes 246 amino acids. The transcript has 3 exons. Gene Ontology annotation, biological process: cellular response to gamma radiation; intrinsic apoptotic signaling pathway in response to DNA damage by p53 class mediator.
AUAUAUAUAUAUAUAUUCUAUUUAAAACACGCCUCUGCUGUUUUAAAUUAUAUUUAUUUUAGCGGUUUGUUGUAAAACACGACCUAUCAGUAACACAGCCAUGUUUGCCGCGGCAGCCUCGCUCAAAUCCGGCCAAAAACUCGUCACGUUUUCCAGCGUCAUGUUGCUGGGUCUGUUUGUAAUUUUAUUAGCCGCUCCGAGUUCGGGUUUUUAUUUCACUUCGGAACCCGUCCGAGAACCGAAGAAGCCCGGGUCCCUCGCCACGGUUCGGCUGUUCGUCUCCGAGAAUUUGGCUGAAGCACGCCGCAGCGUGGACUCCUUGGUCGGGCGAGAAGUCGUGGACACCUCGCUGGGGUAUUUGCAGAACGCUGGUUUGACCGUUUCUGAGGGACUCGCAACGGGACUCAAUGUUCUCGUGAAACUCAUCAGUGAAUUCCUCGCGGCGCUGGGGGUCGAGGACCGUCACUCGCUAUCCCGCUUGCAGUUCACCCAGCAGGAGGUUGCCACAGUGCUGCUCUGGACCCUGGCCGCUCUGAUUGUGUACUGGCUGCUCUCCCUGGCGCUGGGAUUGGUGGGCUGCGUGGUGAGGCGGGUCCUGUGGCUCAUCAAGCUCGCCGCUUUCUCUGGCGCCUUCCUCCUCAUCCUGCGCCGCGUCGAGGACAGCUACCAGCGGGGGGCGCUGGUCCUGGGACUGGUUUUACUGGCCGUGCUACUGGGAGGGUUCAGGGGCAGCCCGGGGGAAACCAGUGCAGCCAGACUGGAAGGACUGGAGCAGAGGGUGGCUGAACUGAACAGGAAAGUCAACAGCCAGGGGAAAAGAAUCUCAAAGGAAGAUAAUUAAACAUUGUAACAUACCAAGGCUUUAUAUAUAAUGGUUUUUAAAUGUCUCACCUCUUAUUAGCUUUAUUAACAUGAUCACCGGCCCCUCCCUUUAAAGGAGCGCUGACCAUCUUUAAAAUCCAUUCUCUCACCUCUUAUUAGCUUUAUUAACAGGAUCACCGGCCCCUCCCUUUAAAGGAGCGCUGACCAUCUUUAAAAUCCAUUCUCUCACCUCUUAUUAGCUUUAUUAACAUGAUCACCGGCCCCUCCCUUUAAAGGAGCGCUGACCAGCUUUAAAAUCCAUUCUCUCACCUCUUAUUAGCUUUAUUAACAUGAUCACCGGCCCCUCCCUUUAAAGGAGCGCUGACCAUCUUUAAAAUCCAUUCUCUCACCUCUUACUAGCUUUAUUAACAUGAUCACCGGCCCCUUCCUUUAAAGGAGCGCUGACCAUCUUUAAAAUCCAUUCUCUCGCCUCUUAUUGUGUUUCUUAAGAGUUUAAAGUUUACAUGCAUUUUAAAAAGGUUAACUUUACUACAAAUUUAAAAAAAAAACAACACACUGCAUGAACUCCUAACACUAUAGUGCUCAGACAAUCGGGUGAGAAUUUAAAAUUUAUAUAUAGUCUUAAGGAACUGUGUUGUGGCGUUCCACGGCUUCCUGUUUCACUGGGGUAUAAAAAUGCGGUAACACGCAUAUGAAAUCCAUUUGUCAUCCAUCACCAUGGGGAAAGGCAAAGAACUCACAAAUCAAGAGAGACAUUAUUAUUAUUUAUUUCUUAGCAGACGAAUUGGUACAGCCCUGGCUAGGACUACAGCUCCCAGCAUGCCUCUGCACCCGCGGCAAUGGUGAGGGAUGCUGGGAGCUGUAGUUCUUUAACUGCAAUGCGCUGGGCUGGGCUGUAUUACAUUGUUUUUGCUCAGUCUGUGUUGCUUUGACUGUGAGUUCAGGAGCUGCUCUUCAGUUCUAGCUGCGCUGCCGUAGUUAUUGUAUUGUGAAUCGGUACAGCCCUGGCUAGGACUACAGCUCCCAGCAUGCCUCUGCACCCGCGGCAAUGGUGAGGGAUGCUGGGAGCUGUAGUUCUUUAACUGCAAUGCGCUGGGCUGGGCUGUAUUACAUUGUUUUUGCUCAGUCUGUGUUGCUUUGACUGCGAGUUCAGGAGCUGCUCUUCAGUUCUAGCUGCGCUGCCGCAGACACGCGGAACACGGGCUAGACCGUCUUCUAUAAAAAAGUGUUUUGCCAGCUAAACUUGACUCUAGAUGGCGCCAGCUCUCACUUCUAUACAGACUGGCUGAUCUAGUCUCUGUGACUGCAAUAAUAAUAAUAAUAAUAAUAGUAAUAGUAAUAUUAUUAUUAUUAUUAUUAAGUGCUUGGAAUGAAUGUAAACCUCAUGGAAAGGUAAAGGGGAGGAGAGCAAAAAAAAUCGAAUUCAGAAGCUUCUUCACUAUUUUGGACUGGCUGUUACACCAAGUUUGAAUUCUCAGCUACUGUUACGAUCCAGGAUUACAGUUAUUUUAUGUUUUGCUGGUACAAAAAAAAACAACUUUAUUGAAUAAAAGUGAGAUUUUUUUUUUCACAA